Messenger RNA from Endocarpon pusillum Z07020, 762 nucleotides. RefSeq lists its product as uncharacterized. Bases 1 to 762 code for a protein of 253 amino acids. Lineage: Eukaryota; Fungi; Ascomycota; Eurotiomycetes; Verrucariales; Verrucariaceae. The record is from RefSeq and is a predicted model, not a curated record. The transcript has a single exon.
AUGACAGGGCUUGGUCUAGAGGUCAUAGAGGCACGAGAUAAUCUUACAGGAUACGCGCGUCAACGCUACGAAAACGCAGCAACUCAAGCUCAACGAGGUCUUAUUGAAUUCGCUCAAGAACAACGAGGUCUUGUUGAAUUCGCUCAAGAACUUGGCAAUGAUGACCUCCACGUUCGAAUGCCAGAUACUGUCAAGAGAUCCUCAUGGGGACGUCAGUUUAAAACUCACGAUAGGGUCAAUAAGCGGCUUAUGACGGGAGCUGAGGCAGCAGAACGUGACGCCAAUAAUAAAGAGCAGGCCGCUGCUCGAGAGGCACGCCAGGAGGCUAGUAUAGCUCUUGCAGCUUCAUUAUCAGGGCCAAUACCCCUCGCAGGGCCUUCUCCUCCUCCUCCUCCUCCUCCAUCUACAGCUCCUAUUGACGUGGAGAGCGUCCUUGAUACCCCCCCUUAUGGAUCUGCCGCUGGCGCCCUCACUAUCCUUGUCACCACCACCACCACCACAGUUGAUCGGUCCUUCCCAACUCCUGGGAAUGAAGAAGAAGAAGAAAAAGAGGAGGAAGAAGAAGAAGCUAUAGAUGAGGCUUUUAUACCCCCUCCUUCAACAGCCCCAGCAGCGAUGACGCAAUCAAGAGCUGGGCGUAAGAGAGCGCCUACAAUGAAGGCGUUAGAGGCCGAAAAGGCGCCAAAACGGGGUACAGGGCAGGGCAAGGCCAGAGGCAAGGCCAGAGGCAGGGGCGGAGCAAGCGGAGCGGCCCAGGGAUAG